This is a messenger RNA of Amaranthus tricolor (Joseph's coat), 1301 nucleotides long. Its product is annotated as xyloglucan endotransglucosylase/hydrolase protein 22-like. Gene Ontology annotation, biological process: xyloglucan metabolic process; cell wall biogenesis. Bases 242 to 1099 code for a protein of 285 amino acids. The transcript has 3 exons. The record is from RefSeq and is a predicted model, not a curated record. Gene Ontology annotation, molecular function: hydrolase activity, hydrolyzing O-glycosyl compounds; xyloglucan:xyloglucosyl transferase activity. Gene Ontology annotation, cellular component: cell wall; apoplast. NCBI's taxonomy places the organism in Eukaryota, Viridiplantae, Streptophyta, Magnoliopsida, Caryophyllales, Amaranthaceae.
UUGCAAAUACUCUUCAUUACUCAUUACCAGCUGUUUCAUCUCCACUAUCAGAACCUUCCCCUUCAUUUCUUCUCUAUCCUACUUCCACUAUAUAUACACAUUACACAACUCCCCUCACCAUCAACCCAUUCACUUCCAAGUUUCAACCCACCAAACAAAACACCACAUUUCUCAAAUCUCAUAUCAUAAAAUUACAAUAUAAUUAAGAAAACAAAUAAUAACAAUUAUAAGAAAAACAGUAAUGGAAAGUAAAUCAGUAAUCUUAAUUCUUUUUGCUUCUUUAAUCGCUACUGCUUCUGCUGGAAACUUCUACAAAGAUUUUGACAUAACAUGGGGUGAUGGCCGUGGCAAAAUUCUGAAUAAUGGAAACUUGCUUACUCUGUCCCUUGAUAAGACUUCUGGGUCCGGCUUCCAAUCUAAGAAUGAAUAUAUUUUUGGUAAGAUUGACAUGCAGCUUAAGCUUGUACCUGGCAAUUCCGCUGGAACUGUUACCGCUUAUUAUUUGUCAUCACAAGGCCCAAAUCAUGAUGAGAUAGACUUUGAGUUCUUGGGGAACGUAAGUGGACAGCCUUACACUCUGCACACCAAUGUAUUUAGCCAAGGUAAAGGUGGCCGGGAACAACAAUUCAAACUAUGGUUCGACCCAACUGCCAAUUUCCACACAUACUCCAUCCUUUGGAAUCCCCAAAGAAUCAUAUUUUCGGUAGACGGAACUCCAAUCAGAGAAUUCAAGAAUUCAGAAUCAAUUGGUGUAGCCUUCCCAAAGAAUCAACCAAUGAGAAUAUACUCAAGCCUUUGGAAUGCCGAUGAUUGGGCAACCCAAGGUGGGAGAGUGAAAACAGACUGGUCUAAAGCCCCAUUUACAGCAGCAUACAGAAACUUCAAUGCAAAUGCCUGUGUUUGGUCUAAAGGAAGAUCGUCUUGCAAAUCCAGCUCUGCAGCUUCAAAAACUAAUAAUGCGAAUUGGUUUACACAAGAAAUGGAUAGUACAAGCCAAGCUAGAAUGAAAUGGGUUCAAAAGAAUUAUAUGAUCUAUAAUUAUUGUGCUGAUACUCAAAGGUUUCCUCAAGGUCUUCCUAAAGAAUGCAGAGCAGCUUAAGUGGAUGAUAGUACUGUGUUUACACUCAAGUAUUAGAACAUGGAUUUGUUUUCUUGGUAUUGAAUGAAUGUAUUUAUUGAUUCUUUUAUUAAUUCAUUUAUUAGAUCACAAUAUAUUAUAUUUUUUGGUUUUUUUAUGAAUAAACUUAUUACUACACUAUAUAAGAUAUGAUAAUAGUAAUAAAAUUUAUUAUUUGUUAUAA